This is a messenger RNA of Melanotaenia boesemani (Boeseman's rainbowfish), 951 nucleotides long. Its product is annotated as deoxyribonuclease-2-alpha-like. NCBI's taxonomy places the organism in Eukaryota, Metazoa, Chordata, Actinopteri, Atheriniformes, Melanotaeniidae. The record is from RefSeq and is a predicted model, not a curated record. The coding region runs from base 105 to 851 and encodes 248 amino acids. Gene Ontology annotation, biological process: apoptotic DNA fragmentation. Gene Ontology annotation, molecular function: deoxyribonuclease II activity. The transcript is spliced from 7 exons.
GCCGGUAAACAGAGGAGGGAUAAAAGCUCCAAGUCCAGACUCGGUUACAGAGACCAAAGACCACCGAAGACUUCUGCAGCAUCUGAUUCCUCGAAGAAACGGAGAUGUGGAGGCUGCUUCUGACCUCCUGUCUGCUCUGCUGGAGCUGUGAAGGCAUCCGUGUGAGCUGCAAAGAUGAAAGCAACCAUGAUGUGGACUGGUACAUCAUAUACAAAGGACCUGCUGGUUUAAGUUACAUCUUCAUCGAUCCAAGCGGACAAGUGACGAAGAAGAACAAUAUCAACUCUCCCACGGGUGCACUCGCAUACACACUGCAGCCCAUCUUUACACCCAUUCGAAGAAUGGAACAGAACUUUGGCUUCAUCAGCUACAGCGACCAGCCUCCAGGAUGCCAAGCAGAUUUCAGGCAGUUUGGCCACAGUAAAGGGGUUCUGAUGGUGGACAAAACCAGGACAGGGGUCUGGCUUCUACACAGCACACCACAGUUCCCUUACAGAAGAAACGAGAACAACUUCUGGCCUCCCAGUGGUUUAAAGAAAGGGCAGAUUUUUAUCUGUGCAACAUUCAAAUACAAUGAGUUCAAAAACAUCGGAAAACACCUGCAGUACAUCGGCGCAUUUCCAUAUGAACAUGAUAUUCCAGACAGCUUCCAUGAUGAACUGAAACACGCUGUCCAAUGGACCAAACUAACUCCACCCACCAGUGACUUCCCAACGCUGACAUCAGAUCAAGGAACAACCUUCAAAGCCAUUCCUAAGCAACAGUCAAACACUGAAGAAGAUGGAGACCUGUACUACACCAUCGCCAAAGACCUGAAGAGUGACAUGCUGGUCCAGGUGUGGGGCAACUAGCAGGACGAGUCCCACUGUGAGGCCGGAAAGUCUGUGCUCAACAUUGAGACCAUAAAAACUGAUGUGGGUCAGUGGAACCCUGCAGCUGACCACUCCAAGU